CCGAAGCUUAAGUCCCUUCACUUCUCAGCAUGGACUCAUGUCUCUACAACACGAAUGUUUCCAUGGUGAUACUUCCCUAAAAUGUCCAACAGUAUCGAUCAACUCGCAAAAGACUGCACUAGAGGGUUUGAAGUCCUGAAUCUACAACUGAAAAACCCGGCUGUCGCUAAUAUUGUAAAAUCUGAUGAACUUGCCCGAUUAAAGAACGGACAGAGCCGAUUCACUCGAUGGAAGAGAAAUGCUGGAGCGCACACACUUGAUCAGAAAUUACAGAACAACACACGUGUCAAGAUCCAAGCCAUCCGGCUUCUGAGCCACAUUCAGAGAUUACUUGAAGAUGCUCACGCAAUCACAGUUGGGGAUCAGGUACCCUGGGAUCAGAUAAACGACGAGGAGGAUUCACAAUCAGAAGAUGAGAGGGAAUCACUAGACAGUUCUCCAGAAACAGAGAUGGAGCAGGUUCUGGCUCAUAUAGCCAAUGCUAUUGGCAAUCUCUCGUAUCUUGGUGCGGCAUUGAGAGAACCAUUGGCUGAUGGCAGAAUCACGGAUGAAACAUCACCUUAUGAGCCCUUCGAUGUUCAGCACGUUCGCUCGAAGUACCCUGGGGUCGACGAGGUUAUAGCAGAGCGUCUUGGGAAGGACAUCUCGGCUAGGCGAAAGCUAUUCCAGGGCCAAGAUUCGACAGAGCUGAGCUCCUACCCCUCAAGAGGCCCACCAGCAGAUGAGCCAACACUGGAGACCCUCUUCAACGAGCUUGAUCUCGAAGACUUGAACUACCAGGGAAGCGAACAAGAGGAGAUCUAUGACGAGAACUCCUCCCAAACCUCGUAUAUAGCCUCGGAAGAUUUGCGAGCUCACCAAAUUCCCCCCUUGCCACAGAAAGCCGCGGAUGGGGGUCCAUUUCGAUGCCCUUUCUGCAACAAGAUGAUGAGGGGAUUGUCUACCAAAACCUGGAAAGAGCAUGUGUAUAGGGACCUGCAGCCAUACCUUUGCUUGGAACACAAUUGUUCCAUGCCUCAUCAUCGCUAUGCUCGCCGGAGGGAUUGGAUGAACCACGUUCUCCAGGAACAUUGGACAGUCUUUGUUUGUCCUUUUGGAUGUAGCCUGAAGACCACUUCAAUAUCUAAAUGCAGAGAACAUUGCCAAACACACGGGGGCGAGAAGGAGCCUUCUGAAAUCGAGGAUCUCGUCCAGUUUAGUACCGUCAACAAGACUGAGAUCCCUGAAAAGACAGCAUGCCCACUGUGUAAGUAACGCCUAAGGAGCAUGGAAUUAUACCAAAGCCACAUCAGCAAGCAUCAGAAGCAGCUUGCACUCUUUGCUAUUCCCCCGGCCUCACCAUGACAGAAGAAACGCUGUUGCAGCCCAGCAGAGAAACCGGAAUGGAUGGGUUGGACCCUACAACACAAGAAGUUGGAACCCUCAAUAAUGAGGACCUCGCUUCACUGAAUGAAGACCAGAAAGAGAGCGUAGCAAGUUCCACUUCGGGGCCCGACGAACAAUCUGGUACAUCCAUAAGAACAUCCGACUACUUUUCAAUAGGAAAGAGGGCUCGCUCGGGAGGGCACACUCAAUCGGAAUGGGAAAGCUUUGCAGGCAGCAGCAGUAACCCAGGACGACAAAGAGGCGGAGUAAGC
Messenger RNA from Fusarium odoratissimum NRRL 54006, 1637 nucleotides. RefSeq lists its product as uncharacterized. The record is from RefSeq and is a predicted model, not a curated record. The coding region runs from base 82 to 1254 and encodes 390 amino acids. The transcript is spliced from 2 exons. NCBI's taxonomy places the organism in Eukaryota, Fungi, Ascomycota, Sordariomycetes, Hypocreales, Nectriaceae.